AUGGGGUUCAUCAAACGUUUCCUGAAGCGGCCGUCUUCUUCUGUUGCCCAACAAGGAAGAGACCGUGCAACUGCCCCACUCGAUCCUUCACAGCCCGUUACAGAUCCUAUCACGCCUAGUUUUCCAGACGGUGUUAAAGUUUUACACGACUGUCCUGAUGCUAUUGUGGAUAUUGUCUUUGUUCAUGGCUUAUCAGGAAAUCGCACGAGCACUUGGACCGCAGACGGAGGGGGAGCGGGAGGGGGAGCAGGAGACGGACGAGCUGAACCCUGGCCCAAGACGCUCCUUCCGGUCAAAAUCAACCGAGCCCGAAUACUCACGUACGGAUACGAUGCAUAUAUUGUGUUGAGAUCAGCAAGGGCAGGAGCGAACCGGCUAAUUGACCACGCUACGAACCUCGUCACAGAUUUGACAGCUGACAGGGCGGGUUGCGGUGCCUCGUCUCGCCCUCUCAUCUUCGUCGCCCACAGCCUAGGUGGUCUUGUCUGCAAGGAGGCUAUCCUGAUCUCGCGAGACAACCCGGAACGACGUCGCCAAGAUAUUUUCUUAAAUCUCAAAGGCAUCAUCUUCAUGAGUACUCCUCAUAAAGGGGCCUGGGUGGCUGAUUGGGCUAAGGUGCCCGCUUCUGCUCUCGGCUUGUUCAAGUCAACCAACAAAUCACUUCUCCGGAUUCUGGAAACUGAUGACCAACUGCUUGAGUCUAUUCAACUCAGAUUCUUGGCGAUGGUACGGCAACAGCGUGAAGCAGGAAGAAAGCUUGAGGUCCGGUGCUUUUUUGAGGAGCUGCCUCUUCCUGUAGUUGGAAAAGUUGUGUCUAAAGAGUCAGCUACUUUCGAGGGUUACGACCCGAUCAGCAUCCACGCAAAUCAUAGAGAUAUGGUUAAAUUCUCCUCCGGCGAAGAGAACGGAUUCAAGAGACUUGUCGGGGAGCUAUUAUUUUUGACGUCGGAGAUCGGCGAGAGGAACGAAACGCUUUCACCACGGAGCGAUCUAACCACGGAAGCCAAGGGGAGCAAUGUAUUUACCACCAGACGCCAGGAGAUAAUCGACAACCUUCAGCAGCUCGUCUUCGCCAAUUCAGAUCACCAACGGGUCGCCCUUGUCGGACUAGGCGGGAUGGGUAAAACUCAGAUUGCUCUGCGAAUUGCACAUCUGAUGAAGAAUAAUGAACUUGAACAGAGAAACUACUCAGUCCUCUGGAUCUCCGCCUUCAGCAUGGCCAGUUUUGAGCAAGCGUGUACUGCAAUCAUUAGAGAUUUUGCGAUUCCAAGCGCUGCAGACGAAGAUCCUAAACAAACAGUCCGAGACUUUCUCAACUCUGACAGGGCCGGAAAAUGGUUUCUUAUCAUUGAUAAUGCUGAUGAUAUGGCCAUUUUAUAUGGACCAGAUGAUCAACCAGGCGGAAUCAUCAAUUUCCUUCCCGAUAGUGAGAGCGGGCGUAUCUUGUUCACAACAAGAUCCCGUGAGGUUGCCACCAAUGUCACGGUCAAUAUCCUUGAACUUCCUGAGAUGAGUUUGGCAGAGGCAAAAGACCUUUUAGGGAAAUCUUUAAUUGACAACAAUCAAAUAAAAGAUGGUGGCCUCGUCGACGAGCUUUUGCAGAGGCUCACUCGCUUACCCCUUGCCAUCGCGCAAGCAUCGGCAUACAUGAAUCAGAAAAAGGUGUCAAUCAAGGACUAUAUCCGGCUUUUCCAGAACACAGAUCAGGAUAUGAUAGAGCUAUUGAGGUGCGGGUUUCGUGACGGCAGCCAUUACCAAAGAGACCAGGGCGCGGUCGCCACUACGUGGAUUGUAUCUUUCAACCAAAUUCGCGACACAGAUGAGGAUGCUGCAAGAUUGCUGCAGUUUAUAGCUUGCAUUGAGCCCAAAUCCAUACCUCGAACACUGCUGCCUAGUCUAGGGUCUGAACAAAGGAUGACAAGCGCAGUCGGCACCCUUUGUGGAUACGGUUUCCUAAGUCAACGAGAAGACAGCGCGAUAUACGAUAUGCAUAGUCUAGUGCAUCUGGCCACACAGUUAUGGACUGCAAGUCACGACCCUGAGAGAGAACAGUCACGGGUAGCAACGAGGCACCUCGUUGAGAUCUUUCCAGAUGGUGACUGGGAAGAUCGUGAGCUGUGGCGGCAAUACUUUCCGCACGCUCUAAAAGUCCUUCACGCAACACCGGAAGACCUGAAUGAAGAGAUUUGUGAAUUGGGAUGCCAUGUUAGCGUGUGCCUGCGUCAUGAUGGGCGGAUGAAAGAAGCAGUCGAACUGCUAGAGCGUGUGGUUAUAAUAGAAGAAAAGGGAUCACCAGAAGAUGGCCCUUAUCGACUAUGCUCACAGGCAUUACUCGCAGGAGCAUACAAAGCCUACGGAGAAGUAAAGAAAGCAAUCAAACUGCUUGAGCACGUGGUUACAAUUGAAGGAAAUUUAUUCCCAAAGGAUGACCCAGAUCUAUUGGACUUUCAGCGAGAUCUCGCAGGAGCAUACCAAGACAAUGGAGAUUUAGAGAAAGCAGUCAAACUACUUGAGCAUGUGGUUGCAAUUGUAGAGAAGAAUUUCUCAAAGGAUCACCCAGAUCGAUUAGCCUCACAGCAUCAACUCGCAGGAGCAUACCAUCUCAACGGAGAAAGAGACAAAGCAGUCGAACUGCUAAAGCAUGUGGUUGCAAUUGAAGAGAAGAUAUUACCAGAGGACAACCCGGAUCGAUUAGCCUCACAGCUUCUCCUCGCAAAAGCAUACCGAGAUGAUGGACGGACACAGAAUGCAACCAAACUACUAGAGUAUGUGCUUAGGCCGACCACCCAGAUUUAUUUGACACAUGGUAUACAUACGCAAGAGUAUUAG
Molecule: messenger RNA, 2829 nt
Organism: Clonostachys rhizophaga
Lineage: Eukaryota; Fungi; Ascomycota; Sordariomycetes; Hypocreales; Bionectriaceae
Source: the annotation of a GenBank genome assembly